Molecule: messenger RNA, 1543 nt
Organism: Kockovaella imperatae
Lineage: Eukaryota; Fungi; Basidiomycota; Tremellomycetes; Tremellales; Cuniculitremaceae
Exons: 2
Coding region: 375-1415 (346 amino acids)
Source: RefSeq, a predicted model, not a curated record
CCCAGGAGACCGAUCUCACGCUACACAAAAGAUUCAGCAAAUACGGACCGAUUGUGGGUCUUCGACAGUCAACGUCUCAGGCUAAUGCGAUACAGGUGGCCAUCGAGUACAAUCCUUUGCAGAGGGAGUGGUCGCAGUCUACUUAUGCGUCUGCGAGAGUACUAUUCCAGACUCCGGAUGCAGCGAGGCGGGCGAUUGUUCAUGAGGUGGGUCUUGUGAGGUUUUCACACAUUGUAAAUUGAUCCCUUCCUCAGUCUGGUGCCGUCUCAUUCGGAUCCUCCAUCAAAGUCGAAGAGCGAAGGGUCUUGCCAGUCGACGUCGAGGUGAGCUGUUCGACUCGGACAGAAUGAGCUCACACCAACUAGAUUCGAGAAAUGUUCCUAGACCAUCUCAACCGGCCAGUGGAUCCUUCCAUGGCGUCCCAAUACUCGCCUCCGUCAGUGCAUAAGCAGAGCCACAGCGUUGCACCUGUAGCUCCUCCGCCCCAGAGGCCGUGGGCCGGGCCUGCCGAUACCAGGGUAAUGUCUCAAGGCGAAUACCUCCAUCUCCGCGGCGAGCCUAAGGUUAUGUUCGGCUAUGGGCCGGCUCCACAGUUUUGGUAUAAUCAAGCUGCGAUCGCCCAACAGCCAAUGGCAAUUGGAGCGCGCCGAUCUCAUUCAGCUCACACAUCGAUACUCCCCCCGACUCCACCCCAGAUGCCGAGCGGACAAUUGCACGCUGCUCCAUCCUUGCCCUUCGCUUCCAUUCCACCAAGUCAGAUGAUCCCUAUGAUCCAAUGUAUGGGUCAGAACUACUAUCCCUACCCAGUCCCCAAUGGAGUCUACACCCCAGACAUGUUCCACCCAGCAGGAGCACCCAUCCCUCCGCCUAUGCCCGUGCCAAUUCAGUCAUCGCCUCAAAGUCCUGUGGAUCACACUUCGCCAAUGGAACCCGACAACAUCGAACAGCCGCUGAAAUCCUCUCCCGAUGCGGGACACAGCUCGCCGAUCCGUAUUAAAGAGUUUGUUAUGAAGAACGGCAAUUAUACUCCAGUUUACGAUCCCGAGGACCUCGAGCGGUAUUACAAGGACCGAGGUAUGACACUUCCCCAAGCGGCGCAUCAACAACGUCAGUCAACCGAGGGAGACCAAGGGCGAGGUCAGUCGGAGGAGAGUGGCACAGAAAAUGCAGCGAAGGAGACCCGAGUGGAAGGCAGUGCCGAGGACAAAGUAAAGACUACUCACGCUGACUCCUCUCGGACCGGACUUGAGGUUUCUGAAGACAUCGUGGACACUCUACCCAACCCCUACGUCCAAUUGGUCUCGACGACAGUGCGCCACGCUCAUCCCCGAAAAAGGAUCCCGCGUAUGCUCGAUCUACCCUCUCGACCGAUGGGCAAGAGCGACAAUGUGUCGCAGAGCUCUAGGGAUAUUUGAGUCUGGGGAUGCUUUGCUAGGAAGUAUCUGUACGGCAAGAUGAUUCUCGUUUUCGACAGAGAUACCCCUGGCUUCACUCGAACGAUUUCGUCUGAUAUCCGUUUCCACCUGUGUGUAUGAUAUUUUCU